AGAGAGCAGAGCGGGCCAAAAAGGAAGAGCGGAGCUAAUCUUCUGGAAAGAGCUCGCACUGUCUCGCCUCUCUCAGUGUGACUCUUCCGGCAGCAGCAGAGCGCUGUCUCUCGUCCCUCGCGUCCUUCAUCGAUCGAUUUCUUACGUCAAAGGGAGAUUCAGCGUGUACCCCAGAUUAGCGAAAAUGAACGACUCAGAAGUAUCCAGGCAGGUCCAGCAGAUGGUCCAUUUCAUUCGGCAAGAAGCCGAGGAAAAGGCCAAUGAAAUUGCUGUGUCUGCUGAAGAGGAAUUCAACAUAGAGAAGCUGCAGCUGGUUGAGGCUGAAAAAAAGAAGAUUCGACAGGAGUACGAACGCAAAGAAAAACAAGUCGAAGUGCGCAAGAAAAUAGAGUACUCGACGCAGCUGAAUGCAUCACGUUUGAAGGUACUGCAAGCCCAAGAUGACCUUGUGCGGUCCAUGAAGGCUGCCGCAGAGAAGCAGCUUAUCACCGUUAGCCACCAUCACGAAAGUUAUUCUCGUCUUUUGAAAGACCUCAUUGUGCAGGGCUUGUCUAGGUUGAGGGAGCCUUCAGUGCAGUUGCGAUGUAGAGAAAGGGACUUUGAAUUGGUGGAGCGGGUACUCGAACAUGCAAAGCAACAGUACCGCUCGAAGGCGAAAGUUGACGCAUGCGAAGUUGUUGUAGAUAAUCAAAAGUUUCUCCCUGGGCCCCCUGAAGCGGGCAAGCCCGGUCCUUUUUGCACUGGUGGAGUUGUGUUGGCGUCACGGGAUGGACGUAUAGUGUGUGAAAACACAUUAGACGCAAGAUUGGAGAUUUCUUUCAAGCAGAAUCUCCCAGAGAUCCGAAAGCAACUCUUUGGCGUCACUGCUCAGGCCUAAUUCUGUUUAUCGUUCAUUGGUCGUCGAGAGAACUGUGGGUAUGGUGGAUCUUGCAAAUCGGUAUCGUGGAUUGUAUAUGUGCUUGAUACCGUUAUCCAUGUAAGACGAGGAGCAGGACAGUCGGCUUGUGCUGUAUUUUGACCUAUAUAUCAUUGUGCGUUGCUUAUCGUGGGGUACCAAUCGAACUUUGUAUGAUGAAAGCACUUACCCAGUGUUUCUCGUCGUUCGAAGUUUAUGUCACUGCUUGAUAUUUUUGUCUUACUCCUCAUAACGUCUGAGUCAGCCGAGUCUUCAUAUUGAAGUUGGAUUCCAGGUCUGACCAUCUUUACCUCUUUCCAGCCGAACAAAGUAGUAAAGCUGUAUAUUAUUCAUGAUUUAAGUCCUUCUUCACAUGGAUGAAUAAUUUUGUCUUAGACUUCCUAUCCUUCUUCAGCUUCUUAUAAUAUCGCAAUCGGCGAAGCAAGGUUUGCCCAAAAUAUUUGUCUAAAUCUCAUGAAAGUCUGCAUUUCUACAUUUGUUUCGUCCAAGUAAUAUUAUACUGGAGCUGUUUUCCCGUCACAUUCAUCCUCCUUUGUCUUAUCACAGUACCGGUGUCCCGCUACGAGGUCUUGUAACCGUUUC
Molecule: messenger RNA, 1498 nt
Organism: Marchantia polymorpha subsp. ruderalis
Lineage: Eukaryota; Viridiplantae; Streptophyta; Marchantiopsida; Marchantiales; Marchantiaceae
Source: the annotation of a GenBank genome assembly